UAAACAACGGACAAUUACCACUUGGUUGGAGAAUAAAGGACCCAAGACAACUGAGUCCAAAAGCUUACACAGCAAAAUUAAUAACAAUACUGAAGCAAAUCCCAAGAUGACUUCCAUUAAAAAAGAGAACUUUUGUGAGCAUGAUGUGAAAAAGCUAGAAAAUAUUUGUCAGCAAAAUUAUCCAAAAGCAUCUGUGGAAGCUGGUGCAAAGCAUGUAAAUUUGCCUCAGACAGGCAGCAUGUAUAGCUGGGAGGCUGAGGACAAAGAGUCAGUCUUAGACACAGAGUCUGUGAAGGGGACACAGCCCGGAGACCUCUUUAAAAACGCCAACAUUGAUCAGAUGCACAAAACCAGCAAGCAGGCUCAGAGAGGCUGCGAAGAAGGCAGUGACAAUUGGACUCAGAGGAAGUUAUCAUCGGGCCGGUCUCCAAAAAUGGGAAAUACAAAACUUUCUUCAAAAGGCACCGAGACAGAUGGACAAGUGGCUUCAUGCAAUUCACAGAAGCUGAAGAGUUGCAAUACUGUCUGUUUAACGGGUGAACAAGAAGAAGGAGAUGUAGUUCCAGAAAGUCCACUCUCAGAUGCUGGCUGUGAUGCUUGUGUAUCUGAUCUUGGAGGUCCUGGGAAAUGUCAGAGCAGUUCCGGGGAUUCACCUGCUUUUGAGAAAGAAAGUGAACCAGAGUCACCGAUGGAUGUAGAUAAUUCUAAAACCAGCUGUCACGGAUCAGAGGCUGAUGAAGAAACGAGUCCAUUUCUUGAUGAGCGAGAGGAAAUUAAUAUGUCAAAAUCCAUAAACAAAUCUUUUAGAAUGCAAUAUGGGGAUGCUGAACUGGAGUCAAGAAAGUCACAUUUUUCUGCCAAGGGCUGUGAAAGCUUUGAGGAAAUAGAUAAUUCUGUUAAAGAGGAUGGUCUGCAUGCAAAGUCACCUGGGAUGUCUCCUGCUCCAUCAUCAGAAUGCAAAGGUGCAAAACAGGGUGUGAAGAGAGACUCCAAAAUCACCUCUCACUUCAUGAGGAUACCAAAAGUUGAGGAGAAAAGAAAAGAAAAAUGUGAAUUCAAACCCCAGAGGCCAGGAAGGAAGAUUCCUAAAUACACGCCACCUCCUCUUCCAACUAAUAAGAAAUGGUUUGGGACGCCGAUGGAAGAGAUGAGAAGAAUGCCUAUGUGUGGGGCCCGUCUUCCUCAUCUGCGACCCUCAGCCAACCACACAGUAACCAUCAGAGUAGAUCUUCUGAGGGAAGGAGAGGUGCCUAAACCUUUUCCAACUCACUACAAAGAUUUGUGGGACAACAAACACGUUAAAAUGCCCUGCUCAGAGCAAAAUUUAUAUCCUGUAGAGGAUGAGAAUGGAGAUAGAACUGCUGGAAGUCGAUGGGAACUAAUCCAGACUGCCUUACUUAACAAAUUUACAUGCUCGCAUGAUUUGAAGGAGGCUAUACUGAGAUACAACGUUGCUUAUUCCAAGAAAUGGGACUUCAGUGCUCUUACUGACUUCUGUGAGAAGGUUCUUGAAGAUGCAGAGGCUCAGCACUUGUUCCAGUCCAUUCUUCCCGAUAUGGUCAAGCUGGCGCUCUGUCUCCCGACUAUCUGCACCCAGCCAAUACCUCUACUGAAACAAAAGAUGAAUCACUCCAUCACAAUGUCACAGGAACAGAUUGCUAGUUUUCUAGCCAAUGCUUUCUUCUGUACUUUUCCACGUCGCAAUGCAAAGAUGAAGUCUGAGUAUUCUAGUUAUCCAGACAUUAACUUCAACAGAUUGUUUGAAGGACGGUCACCAAGGAAGCCUGAGAAACUUAAGACCCUUUUCUGCUAUUUUAGAAGAGUCACAGAAAAAAAACCUACGGGACUGGUGACGUUUACAAGGCAGUGCCUCCAGGAGUUUCCAGACUGGGAAAGAUCUCAAAAAAAACUGUCUAGAUUGCACGUCACCUAUGAAGGCACCAUCGAAAGCAAUGGACAAGGUAUGCUGCAGGUUGAUUUUGCAAACCGUUUCGUUGGCGGUGGUGUGACUGGGGCAGGACUAGUACAAGAAGAAAUUCGGUUUUUAAUCAAUCCAGAACUGAUUGUAUCGAGGCUCAUCACUGAAGUCUUGGAUCACAACGAAUGUCUUAUCAUCACAGGUACUGAGCAGUACAGUGAGUAUACAGGCUAUGCAGAAACUUACCGCUGGGCUAGAAGCCACGAAGACAAGACCCCAAGGGAUGAAUGGCAGCGACGCUACACUGAAAUUGUUGCUAUAGAUGCAUUUCACUUCAGACGUUUCCUUGAUCAGUUUGGACCGGAGAAAAUUAGAAGAGAGCUCAACAAGGCCUACUGUGGCUUCUCUCGACCCAACGUCCCACCCCAACAUCUCUCUGCAAUAGCCACAGGAAACUGGGGAUGUGGUGCCUUUGGAGGGGACUCCCGAUUAAAAGCCUUAAUACAGAUACUGGCAGCUGCUGAGGCUGGACGCGAUGUUGUUUACUUUACCUUUGGAGAUGUGGAGCUGAUGCGGGAUAUUUACAGCAUGCACACUUUUCUCUGUGAGAAAGGCCAGACUAUUGGGGACAUUUACAGGCUGUUACUCAGAUACUACAAUGAAGAAUGCAGAAGCUGUUCUACUUCAGGACCAGAUGUCAAGCUGUACUCUUUCAUAUACAACACCAUCGAGUCCUAUGCAGAGUCUACUGAUGAUGAUGAUGAAGAGAAAGGGUUGUGCUUUGAGGAUUAAAAUAGAUGUAUUUGAUCAGAAUAUUGUUCAUCUCCCACUGGUAUAUUGUGUGACUUGCGUAUAAUGUAUGAAUUGGCUUAACUUAAUAUAUAUUGACUGCACUGGUAGUUACGUAUAACACCCAAACAAAAAAACCCACAUCAUCUUUGAGAGACAAGAUUUUUUUUUUUUUGUUUGUUUGAUGGUUUCAUACAUGAAAACCUUGUUCAUGUGUGUACAGAAAAUGCUUCUUCGGUAAAUCUGGUUUGCAUUAUACCUUGUAGAGCAGGAGAUUUUUGGUAUACAUUUGUAUUUUAGUCAAGAGAUUACUGAAAGACUUCAGAUUUCUCUGUACUCCUUUGCCUGUUUUUCAGAGAUCUUGCCUAGACUUCUCAUACAGCUUUAGUGCUGGAGUGCAGGCAGCCACGUAACUCCUGGGAUGAUUUUAGAGAGGAGCAUUGUAAUGAUCAUUCUUACUGAAAACUCUCAUCAUUUGAUCACCCCUUAAGCAGUCUUAAGGUACCCUCGUUGUUCUUAUCAACUUUAUCAUUCCUUUAAUUUAAAAUGUCCUGGUUUAAACCUAUUUUUUUUUUAAUAAAUGGUUAAAAAUGGAAAGAUUCUGGAGGAGAAUUUCACAACUUGCAUUUCACAACUGCAUUGUCUAUUAAAUCAGAGUUAGCGUGAAGAAGUAGAGGAAGAAAUUAAGUAUGGGAGGGUGGGAAAAUGAGAAGUGUGACCAAAGUUAAAGUGGAGGGAAACAUUUCACAUGAAACUCUUCAAUACCAUAUUGUUGGUGCUAUCUGUUGUAACAUUGAACAAGGUCUUGAGACAUCUCGGUACAUCUGAAGUUUCUCCAGGGUUCACUGUUACUGGCGAUACCGUUUGAAUUAAGGUCUGUCAGAUGUCUUUGUACUGUCAUGUCAGUUCUCCUUUAUCACAGUGUGCGUGUACGCGGGAAUUGGAUCCCCAUGGGAUAACGUGAGUGAGGAAAUGGAUAUCACUUAUCACAGGUUACAGAUGAGAACGUGAGGUCUUGUUAGGAGUCUGUGCCUGUGUCUCUUCAGGCAUGGGAAUGAUGACAAUGAAGAGAGGGCAAGAGGUGUGUAAAACCCGUGCUGUUACUGUCUCUGUGAAUGCCAGAUCAGUGUUGCUGUGGUACAUUAACAGUUUACACAAAACUGCAGAUACAUCUGUAACAAAACUAUUCCAUGUCUGUGUACAGGGCCAAUCCAAUGAAACGUUUGUCUGUUGGUAGUUUAAACCCGGUUUAAGUUUAGGCCCAAGUUGUUCCUGUCUUAAAUUUUCUGGUCUGUCAAGGUUGUGUUGACCAGUUUAACACCGCAAGUGACAACCGUGGCAGGAAAUGCAGUGAGCAGAGGCUCUGGUACCAGCCAGUCCUUCUGCUAAUGUCAGGUAGAACCUCUCCAAGCCCGAAACACAACGUGGUAGUUAAAUGCUGGAAGCUCUUGGCAGUCUGGCUGACAAUAAAGCACUUGUUACUUGAGCUGCCCUGGUGGAAGCAACAGAAAAACACUUGGGUCGUUUAUAAACCCCUUCAGUGCUGCCCGUUGUGUUAAUGCUGCCUGGGCAGCGGGGGAGUGUGGUGGUUGGAAGGUGACAGGCGCAGCAGUUCGGGGGUUUCUUCCUAUUCCACCCACCAGCUGUAGUUUUCUUCACCCCCAUCCAUUACAAGGAAAAGAUUUGGGCUGGAAUUUCAGGACUACUUCUGUGUUUGCAAGCUGUGCCCUCAGAGUUAGCAGGAGUCUUUUCUCCUGCUCCUGGUGUUUUAGUGUUGGCUCAGAUUCUGGCAACAGGAAUUACAGUUUCAUAAUAAGCUUCUACUUGGGCAUUUCGGUUCAGCUAUGGUAGUGCUUCUAGACGCGUUGCUGAUGAUAAAUGUACUCCAUUAAUUAAGACAAGUGAUAGAAAAUCGGUGCUAUCUGCCAAACCUCUUCACCUCACUACUCAGGAUUUCCUACAGAAAAGGUGAACAGAAGUUGUUCCUAAACAACUGGAAGAAAAUAGAGCAGAAAAACUUUUGGUGGCUAGCUAAGACCUCCCAUUUGUUGUAAAUAAACACAUCUUUUGGUGCAAUAUUAAUUUUCAUUGUGAGGGGAGGCGAUGGGUCAGGUGUGAAAAAUGUGUGAAAGUAAGAUGGCAUAAAACUGUACUCUAGAAAAUGACAUUUAACUCUGGGAAGAUCCUCUGAAGGUCACAGUACGGGGUAUCCAGUUAAGUGUUUGCAGUAUCAAGUUUCCAGGAUAAUCCUAAUCAUUUUACACAGUCUGUAUUUUCACUGGUAUCUGAGAAUUUUCUCAUAUGGGGAAGGAUGCCUUUUAUUUGAGAUCAUUCUUUGGGAUAGGUUUACCAUACAUUUUAUUUUCCUCUGAGAUAAUGGUUGUAUGGACAGGAGAGGCAAAGGACUCAUUCUGUUUAACGUGUCAUCUGAGCCUCUGCUCUGCUGGGUGUCCCUGAUCUCACGAAGGGCGGUGCUGUAAGAAGACUUUGAAUAUUACUUUGAUCACAGACAGGCUGAAGAUUUAUAUUUUUCUUAGUUUUGGGGGUGGUUGUUUUGGUUUUUUUAAGCAAAAUAGCCCAGAGUUAGCAAAUGAACAACGGUGUUACAUUCCCCUGACUUCCUACUUCAAUAAAGAGCUAAACUGCCCAGAAUGCUGCAUGUGGAAGCAGGAAUUUUGCAUCAGCCCAGUAUGUGCUCUGCAUCUUUCUUUCUUUCCUCCACUUGCCCCUGUCCGUUGAUGAACUGCCCGGAACAUUUUCUUUAGCUGGAGCUGCCUUUUGGUGCUCUGGAGCAGCGAGGAGCAGAGCUGCUGCUGAGCUCGUUGUGCAGCCCAGCAAGCUUCAGUUCCCCUCUUUGAGAAACCUGUCUAUGGAGUAUUCCCUUUUUUGGGGGGUUUUAUUACUUUAGGGAUGUUUGCUAUGAUUUCAAAUAAA
Athene cunicularia (burrowing owl) is the source of this 5641-nucleotide messenger RNA. RefSeq names its product poly(ADP-ribose) glycohydrolase (gene PARG). Gene Ontology annotation, cellular component: nucleus; cytoplasm. The record is from RefSeq and is a predicted model, not a curated record. The coding region runs from base 107 to 2710 and encodes 867 amino acids. Lineage: Eukaryota; Metazoa; Chordata; Aves; Strigiformes; Strigidae. Gene Ontology annotation, molecular function: poly(ADP-ribose) glycohydrolase activity. The transcript has 17 exons. Gene Ontology annotation, biological process: nucleotide-sugar metabolic process; ATP generation from poly-ADP-D-ribose; regulation of DNA repair.